UGUGGACUGGCCUCCACUGUGUGCCCGCUCGCUUCGCAUCUGCCCCGCUGCCCCCAUGGGAGAGUUGAGAGGGCCCAGCUCCCAGGGCAUUGCGGCCCAAGCCCGCUUGGGGCGGGGCGCGCCGCCCGCCCUGUCCGUCACGCCGCACUUCAACCGUCACCGUACUUCCUGUCGGGCGGGUCAUGGCGGCCAUCCAAAGGCUUGCCCGCCUGGCGCUUGCUUCGUGUGCUCCAUCUUUGGCGCUGCAGCAGGCGCAGGCGCUGCAGCAGGCCCAGGUGCCCAAGGACGCCCUCAGGAAGUUCAGGAAGCUGGCCGGCGGCGAGUGGGACAACCAGUCUAUGUCGGGACCUGGUUCCAGGGUCGAGGUGGUCAAGCCUUUCAUCCAGUUCUUCCAGGGCUGGCUGCACAACCACUCGGACGUCGCGUCUCUGGUGGAGGCCAGUGCUGGACAUUGGCCUUCGGGCUGGCAGCAGUUCAUGCCCUGGCCGGAGUUGGACUACGUGGGUAUCGACCUCUUGCCCGAAGUCGUCAAGGACCUACUCGCGGACCGCCGGUUCGUCAGGGAGCAGGGCAAGCUGAAGUUUGGGCUCAAGAGCAUGAGAUUUAGAAGGGGCGACAUGCUGAAUGACACGACACUCCCGCCGGCUGAUCUGUUCUUUACCAAGGACACGUUCAUACAUUUCCCCAACAGGUUCAUCAGCCAGUUCCUGAACCAGACCGCCCUCUCGUGCCCACCCAAGUACAAGUACGUGAUGUUCGUCCAGGACUUCCGCCCGAGGGCCGACUACGACUAUUACAACAACACCCACACUGACAUCGGCAAAUUCGGCCACUAUCACGGCUUCGACCUCAAGUACCCGCCGUUUUCGCUCCCCGUCGACACGGUCUUCGAGUGGGUCUCCCCGCACGAGGAGCGGCGCCACCGGCGUCUGGUGCAGGUCCUGGACACGAAGAGGGUCUGCUGAGCCCGCCCGGGGCCGGAUUGGACCCCGCGCGCUCGAUCGGGGCGUCGGGGGUGGGGUGUGCUGUUACCCUCGGCCUUAGGGGUCGGGUACAGAUCCAGGCAUCGACGUUUGGCUUCGGCAGCGCACUGCAGCAUGCUGUGCGGCAGGGGAACUUGACUGCGCAGCGGGGCGCGAUGGGUAGCGGGCGCGACCAGCCGGGCGUGGUCAACAGCACCUGUUGAAGCGCGCUGCCGCGAGCUCCCAGGCGGCGCCCCCCAGGCUCGCGCGCAGCUCCUGGGCGGCUCCUGGGAGGCGCCUCCCGGGCUCGUGCGCAGCUCCUGCGCAGAGUCGCCCGGGCUUCUUCGCAGGGCCCCGACAGCGUCUGGACAGCCAUAUCGGCGGGACGGCGGCCAUUUUUCCAAGCCCGUAGAUUGUACAGGCUUUGGUGCAGUGACCAGUCAUGGCGGGUCGCGGCGAGGCGAAUGACAGCUUCUCCGCCUCCAGGGAUCCAGAUACACGAUGCCGAACGCCCCCGCCCCCCCCUGGUCCAGGGGACGGAGGCCUCACGGCCAGUUCCGCCGAGACUGGGCGAAGCAGUAAUCGGCGGCGCGCCCAGGGGGGAAGACAGGGG
Messenger RNA from Prorocentrum cordatum, 1575 nucleotides. The record is from the annotation of a GenBank genome assembly. NCBI's taxonomy places the organism in Eukaryota, Dinophyceae, Prorocentrales, Prorocentraceae.